This is a messenger RNA of Haliotis rubra (blacklip abalone), 5775 nucleotides long. RefSeq names its product cAMP-dependent protein kinase regulatory subunit. The record is from RefSeq and is a predicted model, not a curated record. Lineage: Eukaryota; Metazoa; Mollusca; Gastropoda; Lepetellida; Haliotidae. Gene Ontology annotation, biological process: regulation of protein phosphorylation. The transcript is spliced from 11 exons. Gene Ontology annotation, molecular function: cAMP-dependent protein kinase regulator activity. Gene Ontology annotation, cellular component: cAMP-dependent protein kinase complex. The coding region runs from base 624 to 1925 and encodes 433 amino acids.
CUACACUGGAGUCGCUGAGGCAUGAGACAGUGUUGUCAACUCCUCAUCCAAUAUACUGUGAAACUUUCUGUCUCACUCUCAUCGUGCUCGCAGUAGGUUGCUUGUUGUGGUGGUGGAGGAUUGGAAAGUGAGGCGAGAUGGACAAUGAUACUAUGCUCUCACUAUGAAUGAUCCUACCUCAGCAAGCUGAUCCAGUCGAAUUUAAUUGCAUGUGAUUCCCGUUAACAUCCAAAUCUGCAACUUGACGGGUAGCUAUUGAUUUCUGUGGACUCCAGCUUGUUAUUGCUGCACCGAGUUGUCUUCCUUACUUGGAUAACCACGGUCAUAUUUGUGAGAGUCGGAGAGACCGCCCGCUUCAUUAAUUAUUCAGGCCAUUACCUUAUCGUGGACUCCAGUAUUCCUCUGGUCUGAUCCAGCACUGUCCCCAGCGUGGUCCAGUUGGACAUUACUCUCUCUUGUCAUAGCCCUGGUGAACAAUUGGAUUUCAUAGCAGACAUCGACAUGUGGAUAACAUUCAAUUGAGAUAUAGUUUGGGAUGUACUGUUCUGUAGCUAGUUAGUGUAUGUGUUUGUGUGUUUUUGUGCAUUCCUAGGAGGGAUUUAUCCUAUCUUCCAAAUUGUGCAAUGGGUAACAAAUUACGUAAGCUGAAGAAUGAGUUGGUGGGAGGGGAUGAUACGGAAGCAGACGGCAACAACUUAGGGCCUAGUUCGGAGGCUCCUGCUGCCCAGUCUGCUCCCCCAGAGACAACUGGAACAGUGGAUGAUAAAAUUGAAGCUCCUGAAAGUGCUACCUGUAAGACUUCAACUGUUGUUAAACCUGUUGAAACAUCCUUGGAAAAACCUGCACCAACUACGACAGAAACUACAUCUCCCACCCCCACCCCUGCACCAACUCAAACUGUUAAUGAAACUACCGAGAGCCCAGAACAUGUGCAGGCUAAAGUAUCAGCCCAGGAUCCAAAGGAACAGGUGAAAGAGAAGCAGAAGUCGGCCACGCCCCCGAGUGAUGAGAAAGAUGAUGACAUGUCUAGCACACCCCCACAUCCCGCCAUGACGAAGCGGGCGAGGCGUGACGCAGUCAGCGCCGAGGUCUACAAAGAAGAAGAUGCUGCUCAGUAUGUCAAAAAGGUUGUACCCAAAGACUACAAAACAAUGGCGGCUCUGUCAAAAGCCAUCUCAAAAAACGUCCUGUUCUGUCAUCUGGAUGAUAACGAACGAAGUGAUAUUUUUGACGCCAUGUUUCCAGUCCACCGGCAUGCAGGAGAGGUGAUCAUCCAGCAAGGUGAUGAAGGCGACAACUUCUAUGUGCUUGAUCAAGGAGAGGUUGAUAUCUAUGUCAACAGCGAGCAUGUAACAACAAUAGGUGAGGGUGGUAGUUUCGGGGAGCUGGCCCUCAUCUAUGGAACACCCAGAGCAGCUACAGUCAAGGCCAAGAGUGAUGUGAAACUGUGGGGAAUAGACCGGGACAGCUACAGGAGGAUCCUCAUGGGAAGUACAAUCAGGAAAAGGAAGAUGUAUGAAGAAUUUCUUGGGAAAGUAUCAAUUCUUGAGAACCUGGACAAGUGGGAGCGUCUCACAGUCGCAGACGCCCUGGAGCCCGUCAUGUUCGAGGACGGAGAAGAAAUUGUACGGCAAGGGGAGCCAGGAGAAGACUUCUUCAUCAUUUUGGAGGGUCAGGCUGCGGUCUUACAAAGAAGAUCGGACAACGAAGAGCCAGUAGAAGUGGGCAGACUUGGGACAUCCGACUACUUCGGUGAGAUUGCUCUGUUACUGGACCGACCCAGAGCAGCAACCGUUGUCUCUCGAGGCCCUCUCAAAUGUGUCAAAAUGGAUCGUGGGCGCUUUGAGCGUGUCCUUGGACCCUGUGCCGACAUCCUGAAAAGAAAUAUCUCUCAGUACAACAGCUUCGUAUCUCUGUCAGUCUGAGGGCAGAGGUCACAGAUGCAUGCUGGGAUCUGUGUGUCGCUUCUGCGUCCCCAUCAGGCCGUUUUGCCGCCGUCUUGAAACGGUGGAACCAUGUACUAACAUUGAUGACUCGUCUCGUGUACUUAAACUCUCCUUUAAGACAGAUUGUUCCAUAAGGAACAGUGGUUAUGUGUUUUGGCCGAAGUGUUACAUUCUAAACGUGAUGGACUCCAGACUGCAGUUUUAUACCAAUGAUAUUAAUUCCAAAGAAUCCUACAAUAGUUACUGAUGUACUUCAGGAAACCUUUGGUCCUUGAUUACACUUUCUUUCAUCUGUUAUCUUUCAGUACUAUUUGUUGAAUGGUCAAAACCAAAUCUUUGUAUACUGUCUUUUUCCCAAUUCCAUUUCUACUAAACACCUGGCCAAUGAAAAGUCUUCUUUGCAUGGAAGGUAAAUUUUGAAAAGAGAAGUCUGCACACUGUCAGUACAAGUGGUUUUGAAUGAUUUGUCACAAUCAUGCAAUGUUUCGGAUUGCUUGGAUGGAGCACAGCCACCUCAGGGGUUAGAGUCUGGGUUUGAAUCUCAGCAAGGAUCUGCUUAUAAUCAAAUAUAUAAAGUAAUAAAUAUGAAAUUGUUUAUUAAAAAGAAUAUUUCUUAGAGGUUUUCCUUUAAGGGAGAUAAAUGUUCUUGGCCAGGUGUGAAAUAUGACAUCAGUUGUAAACCAGCAGCGGAGCAAGCAUACACAAUCAGUAAUAAUUUUCAUUAUAUGGGCAGCAGAGUUGCUUUUAGUUAUUGUACUCAAGUAUUAAUUUCAUGGUAAUGUUUGUAAUCAGAAACCCUGCUUGUCUUGUGUUUAUAGUGUGAAAUGCCAGCAUGAUCCAAAACUGUCAACCCGAUGUAGAUACAAAAUAUCUCCAAACCUCUUCCAAACAAUCAUGAUUUGUCCAAAUAGUGGUAACCACAUUUUAUCAAUAAAAAAAAGAGGGUAUUUAUUUGUUUUGCUGCUUCUAAUAUUUCAUAAAAUAUAUGAUAUAUCUUGUGAGUACGGGUUGUUAUGAAGGGAAAAACAAAAUAGAAAUUAAAACCAUGGCAGCUCCGUUAGGUAUGUCUCAGUUUGAUAUUGAAGUUAGUCUGUUGUGAAGGGUACCUGGUGAUGAACAAGCUAACACUGUCAGGAACUGGACACCACCACUGUCAUGGCGAUGGAUUGAACUACCACAUUACCCUACCAGUUGUGUUGUAUACCAGCUGUAAUAUGGCCUUACAUUUUUUACUAGGUUUACUGUUACAGCAACCUUGAAAAUAUUCAGAAAAAACAUACCUGAGAAUAACAAUUUAUUUUUGUAUUGGGAUGGUAAAGAUUUGCUUUGACAAUGAAAUUCUGCUGUCAGAUUUGAGAUUUGUAAUGUUCAUAAGGACCCAAACCUACGAAUCCAAAUGUGAUUAUAAAAUUGUUUGCAAACUGAAGGAAAAUUGUCUGUGCUUAAGGUUUAGAUCCCUGUGAAACUAACUGACAAAAUUACAAUUUAGAACAAAUUGUGAGUUUACUGAGCUAUAGUUCCAUCUGUCAUCAGUUCUGGGUCUCAGAACGCCAGACUCUUGGGUCACAUGAAUAGUACUCAUUUAAGUCCAUUUUGAAUUCCCACGCAAGGCCCAAUAAAGUAUAGUCCAGGUGUCCUUGGUCAUGCCAGCUACUGGCAGCUGGAGUCCAGGUAUCUGUGUAGGCAUCCAGGUACUGGGAGCUGGUGUCCAGGUACUCUGUGUUGGCAUCCAGCUACUGGCAGCUGGUGUCCAGGUACUGGCAGCUGGAAUCUAGGUACUCUGUGUAAGCGUCCAGGUACUCUGUGUAGAAGUGGGGUGACACUGUGGUAUUUUGUGUAUUGCUGUAAGAACAUGGCAUUAAUUGUACAAAUAUGACCCAAAUGAACCAGAUAUUGAACCAGAGACUUUAGCUGUGCUGCAAAAGAAUUGUUGGACUUAUUUUCAAGGUCUGGAUGGAGAAAUUAUGUCGACUAGUAUCUUGGCUUUUAUCUAUAUAUAAAUAUAUAAAAAGUAAAAUCUGAUAUUCCUAGUGUUGUAGCAGAUUCAGUAUUUGAGCCAGUACUUUAUUCCAAAAUAGGUCGUGAGUGAAAUGUUGCUACGCAACUAUAGUAAAUAUUGUUUAUCAGGCUGAAUCAGGAGCACUUGUAACAGGUCAAUUUGCUGCCUUGUGUAUUUAUUUUGUUAUUUAUUUUAUGUAGACGAGAUAUUAAACCACUUGUUUUCAAACUAGUCAUAGUUUGGUGUAUAGAAUAAAGCUGUUCUAGGUGGAUGAUAGUCAUUGGUUGUCAUGGUAACCUUGUUAUAUGAAAUGAUCAUGUUAUUCUUUUCAGUCCAUCUGUGAAUAUCAUAUUUCAGCUGCAAUAUUAAUUUUCAAAUAAUUACAGUUAUUGUAUACAUGUCAGGGAGAAGAUCAGUUCCAUAUUAAUGUUGAUGUGCUCCAAGCUGCUUCAAGCACACAUAUGCUGACAAGUGUAUAUAGAUAUACCACAAUGUACAGAUACAUGCGUAACUGCCACCACUUUUAGUCAGCUAUAAAAAUUCCCAUAUUUGGGAAAUGUGUUUGUUAUAAAUUUUGUAAAAACCUUGAAUUUUUGUUAAUUACAGGUCAUAUUUUGUUAUUGCUGUUUCUAAAGAAAGAACUUAUUUUGAAAAUUGCAAUACAUGUACAUGACAAACCAAUUCCUAGCUUUCAUAAUGCUUGGUGUAUAGGAAAAUAUUACAGGCCGUUUGAUAUUUCAAACAUUGAGUGUAGCACAUGUAUUCAAACGGAAGGCUUGGUAGCAAUCAUGGUCAGUCCAGGUACUUGUAUUCAUGGCAUAUUUUGCUUAUAUAGCUGGAUAUCUCGUAAUCUUUCAUGUCAGAACUUUUGUCUUUAAAUAUGGUUAUCUUGAACAGAUCUCACAUUAUUUCAACAUAAAUGGGCCAAAUAUUCUGAAAAGGGGGAUAGUUUAACCAUGUGUAUCUUCUGUCUUGGAGGUGUUGGGGUAGCUCAGAUCCUUUGUUACAUUUUGUUAUGAAUUUUAUUAGUACUUUACUACAUCUUCUUUUUUUAAAAAUGUAAACAAUUGCGUUAUGCACAGAAACCGCUAUUCAACUAGAAGUGUUGACAAUAGCCUCAAGUAGGACAAUAGGGCUCUACAAAGAAGUCAGCUGUAUUCAAGAGAUCACUCAUUGUUUGUUUUAUCUGUGAUGACACUGUAUAUAUACUACCCAAAGGAAAUUAAGGAACAUCCUAUUUUUUCAUAUGACUAUAGUGAAUGCAUCAUGGCUGGUUGACACUGCAACCAUAGCCUUCCAAUUAUAGGUGUUGUUUAAUUUGUUUUGAGUCAUAAUGGAGACCUUGGCCUCCAGAAGGGUUUGUAUAUUUUAAAAUGUCAUCAUACACAAGAAUAGAAUAUAGAUUUUAGUCUCGCUCCGCCUCGGCCCCGCCCUUCUUCCCCACCCCCUUCUGCUGACUGUGAACAUACAGCUGUGUGCAUGUACGUAUGUGUUAACCAUGUGGCCCCAACCCUGGAUAGGCCAGACAGUAUGUGUGGCCCUAACCCAGGAUAGGCCAGACAGUAUUUGUUAUCUAACAGAGUGGAUAUGUUUAUGUGCUUUGCUGGCAACUAACCAUUGUAUGAUGACUUUAGAUAGCUGAGACCUGUUGUAGUUGUAGCCAAUCACAGGGCUGGUUAGAUCUGUUUUAACCAAUCAGGUUGGCCAAUAUGUACAACGUUUGGUUCAGGUUAAACAGGUGUAUUUUACAAGUGUCACAGAUCGUUGUUCUGUAUAGAUCAAACCAAGCUAAAACAACAUACCUGAAUAAAUGAUAAUUUAUGCCCUGUU